AGCAAUUAUGAGGACGUUUUCCACUUUGCAAGAAAGAGUGAUACCGUUCUUGGGUGCGGCUCUGCCAAAAUUGACGCAAAAGUUGCAACACGUCGCCAAAAAUCCUUCAAAACCUCAUUUCAACCAUUACCUGUUUGAGACGUUUUCGCUGGCUAUUCGAAUUGUAUGUAAAACAAAUCAAGCAGCAGUUACAUCUUUUGAAGACAUACUGUUUCCGAUAUUCCAAGGAAUUUUGCAGCAAGACAUUCAGGAAUUCAUUCCAUACGUUUUCCAAUCCUGUCUUGCUGAUGGAGCACACGCCGCGGGAUCCGUACCUGAACCGUACAUACAGCUCCUGCCGUGUCUAUUGGCUCCUGUCCUGUGGGAAAGGCCUGCCACAUCAGCCCGCUGGUCAGGCGUGCUGAGCGCAUUCGCUAUCCAGGCGGCGCCACAGAUCAUCGCUCAGGAUAAGUGGUAA
This is a messenger RNA of Acanthoscelides obtectus, 457 nucleotides long. The record is from the annotation of a GenBank genome assembly. Lineage: Eukaryota; Metazoa; Arthropoda; Insecta; Coleoptera; Chrysomelidae.